Messenger RNA from Culex quinquefasciatus (southern house mosquito), 1886 nucleotides. RefSeq lists its product as uncharacterized. Bases 117 to 1796 code for a protein of 559 amino acids. Gene Ontology annotation, molecular function: protein binding. The transcript is spliced from 2 exons. The record is from RefSeq and is a predicted model, not a curated record. NCBI's taxonomy places the organism in Eukaryota, Metazoa, Arthropoda, Insecta, Diptera, Culicidae.
AACGACAGAGAAAUUUUCGGCGCGAAAAUCAGAUCUUCGGAGAAGAACCCAAACAACCAGAGUUGCAACGUCAAGUCCGUCGUGCCGGAACGCAGUAGUAAUCGCGCCCGGGAACCAUGAAUCCGACUCUGCUUCCGCCACCCCUGGCGACCGGUGCCAUCGACCUGCUGCAAGAGAUGCUCCUCGAGCGGGGGGCCAUCCGGGCCGACUUUACGCUGUACCAGGACUUUAUGGACGCGCGUCGGGACCUGCUGCUUGUGCCGGAGCAAGGCAAGUGCGACGCCGACGCGGCCCGCUUUCGCAACACCGGCAACCGGCUCUACCUGGACGGGAAGUACGAGGAAGCAUUGGUGUGGUACAACCGGAGCAUCUGCUUCGCGGAGAAGGGGACGGACCAGCUGGCCACGGGAUACGGGAACCGGUCGGCGGUUUACUACGAGCAGGGCGAGUACGAGUUUGCUCUGUACAACAUCGAUCUGGCCAAGAAGCAUGGUUAUCCGGAGAAAUUGAUGCCGAAGCUGCGGGUCAGGGAGUUGAACUGCAAGCAACAGAUUGCCGCUGGACGUUCGAAGGGCACGGUUCCAAGUCCGCGGAUGGACAUCAAUGUGGACACCAACCCGAAGAUUCCCUUCCUGGCCAAGGGAAUAAAGGUUGAUCACCGGCGAAUCCUGAUCGCCGAAAGGGACUUCAAUCCGGGGGACGUGAUUAUGGAUGCGGAACCGCUGCUGACGGCGAUUGACUUCAACCUGUGCUACGAAAACUGCAGCCACUGCGGAGUCAAGUUCAGCAACAGCUUGAUUCCCUGCCCGGGCUGCGUCUUCUUCAUGUACUGCGGCGAGGAGUGUCGGCAGAAGAGCUGGAAGCUGUGGCACCGAUUCGAAUGUCCGGUGGCCACUAAGCUGCGCAAUUUCUCCAAUUUCAAUGUGCUGAACACUCCGCGUCUGUUUUUCUACGGUCUUUCCCUGUUUGAUGACAAUUUGGCCGAGCUGAAGCGGUUCUGCGAGGCGAACGAGGGCGCAGAGUUGAACCGGUUCGAGUUGGAUUACAGCAACUUGGACCGACGUGAGCUGUUCAAAAUUCUGCACAACACGGAGCCUCGUCGCGACGAGGUCGGAGAGUUUAACGGAUACUUGGAGGAAAAGCUGAUUUCUUACGGUUACUUUUUGGUGUUCCAAACGAAUCCACUGAUGGUAUCGGUCACGACUGGCCGACGGAACUUUACGAUCCAAACCUUGAACAAGCUCGCUCGCCUAGCUACCACACUGCUCUCAAACAAUCGCGACUAUCUUGGGCGCAUAAUUUCAUGGAUCUUCCCGGCCAUCCCCGCCAACAUCCACACGUGCGAUCCGAACGCGCACACGGCCUUCGAAUCCGGCCGCAUGAAGAUGGUGCUGUUACGACCGGUUGCUGCCGGCAAACCCAUCGUCGAGUCUUUCGGACCAAGCUGGUGGACUUCCAACCCAGAACCGCGCCCCCCAGGAAUGAGCUGUAGCUGCGCCGCCUGUGACGAUGGGCCACGAGGCCGGGUGUGGCGUGCCCAGCUGCACCGUAAACCGCCUCCGGAGACGGUCAAAGAUUUUGCCGUGGCGGCUCAAGUGUUAAGCAGCGACGACAUCGGCGAUGCGGCCAAGCUGAACGCGCUGCAGCAGUUUAUCAAGCGGAACAGCCACGUUCAUCCGGCGGUUCAAGUGGGACAGAUCUUGGAGCGCUAUCAGCUGCUACUGACCAAGGCGAUUCACGCCGAGCGGGGAGCGCUGAACCGUGCCCAGCUGCAGGCUGCCUACGUUGAGCAGUGAGGAACGAACUCUUCUUUGAGAAAAUUGACUCUGAACUUGAAUUAAAAUGCAAAAACUGAAUUCUCUUGCAAAAUAAAAUUCUUAAAUCAG